Pelobates fuscus (common spadefoot toad) is the source of this 1477-nucleotide messenger RNA. Its product is annotated as keratin, type I cytoskeletal 18-like. NCBI's taxonomy places the organism in Eukaryota, Metazoa, Chordata, Amphibia, Anura, Pelobatidae. The coding region runs from base 97 to 1329 and encodes 410 amino acids. Gene Ontology annotation, cellular component: cytoskeleton. Gene Ontology annotation, molecular function: structural molecule activity. The record is from RefSeq and is a predicted model, not a curated record. The transcript has 9 exons.
CUCCCUUCUCCAGGUCUCCUGUGAAUAUAAAGGGCAUCCAGAGAAAGUGUUUCCACAGCAGAGAGGUGACAGUCUGUCAGCAUCAGCAUUUUCCUUAUGGCGUCAUUGUAUUCUACUCGGGGAGGGCCUUCAAACCUCAGAUUCUCUUCAUCAAGCCUCUCAUAUGAUGGAAGACCUAGAAUUGCAGUUGCAGUUCAAAAAUCCAGUGUAUUGUCCACAGGUUUAAAUGGAUCUAGUAAUGAUAAAGAGUUGAUGCAGAAUCUAAACUUUCGACUUGCCAACUACUUGGAGAAAGUUUGUGCUCUUGAAAAAUCCAAUAAGCUUCUAGAGAAUAAGAUUCGAGAGAAGUUAUCAGAGCAGCAUGCAGUGAAGAGAGAUUACAGCGAGCAGUUCAAUGUUAUAAGCAGUCUCAUGAAACAGAUUGCAGAUAAUAUCACUGCAAAUACCCGACUGCUGCUUGAGAUUGAUAAUGCCAAACUGGCUGCUGAUGACUUUCAGGUGAAAUGGAGUAAUGAAUGUGCAUUACGACAAUUUGUGGAGAAAGAUAUGAAUUCACUACAGAAAACAAAAGAAGCUCAUGAAUCUGCUGUUCUCAGCUUGAUACCAGAAGUAGAGAGUCUGCAGAGUGAGCUGAAAGCCUUAAAGAGUGAUCACAAGCAGGAAAUUGACGCACUCAAGGAAUCACUUGCUAGAGGGAAGGUGGAUGUGGAAGUCAAUGCUCCCCAGGGACCAGACCUUAACUCAGUCUUGGCUGACAUUCGCACACAGUAUGAAGACAUAAUAAGGAAGAAUAAGGAGGAAGCAGAUGCCCUCUUUCAAUCCCAGUAUGAGACUGUGAAUCUUAAAUUGCAAAAGGAAGACCAAGAAUCCCAGAAAGCACAAGAUGAGUUGCGAGAGAAACGAAGCUUCCUGCAAUCUCUACAGUUGGAGUUAGAGACUGCAAACAACCAGAUAAAUGCUUUAAAAGGAGAUCUUGAAAACACGGAGCUCAGAUACAGGAACGAGUUGGACAGGCUUCAAGGCAACAUUACUCAAGUAGAACAGGAGCUGAAGGAGAUAUUGAGGACAGUACAGAACAACAAGUUAGAAUAUGAAGCUCUCCUGAAAAUUAAGGAGACUCUGGAAGCUGAAAUUGCAGAGUAUCGACGUCUCCUAGAAGGGGACUAUGAAGAGAAAAUUAUUAAGACUGAACCUGAACCAAAACAUCCAGAUAUCCGAACCAAGAAAAUUAUAAAAAUCGUCACACAAACUUUAGUUGAUGGGAAGCUUGUGGGUGAAUCAAGUGAGGUGGAGGAAUUUGAGAAUCAAGAGACCAUUCCGUCUUUGUAAGAAUUAUGAUGCAAACAACAGGCUCAGCUGAUUUCCCAUGGGUUUAAAUGCCCAGAGGAUAUGCUACAGCAGUUCAUCUGACCUUCUGUUAUCUGUAAUGAAUCAAAACAAAGCUAAUGUCUGCAUUUAAUAAAAACAUUCACUCUUA